Molecule: messenger RNA, 576 nt
Organism: Corylus avellana
Lineage: Eukaryota; Viridiplantae; Streptophyta; Magnoliopsida; Fagales; Betulaceae
Product: pectinesterase inhibitor-like
Molecular function (GO): enzyme inhibitor activity
Source: RefSeq, a predicted model, not a curated record
UUAGAAAGCAAAAAAAGAAGAAGCUCUUCUAUUGUGCAGGAAAAAUGGGCAUCAAACAACUUGGUGUUUCUCUUUCUCUCCCUCUCCUUGUGAUCUCAGUAGCAAUUUUUCAAUGUGGGAUGGCUGCCAACGAGACUGGGAAGGCCCUAAUAACCAAAACUUGUGGUGGCACCGCCUUUCCCGACGUUUGCACCACAACUUUGGAGUCGGAUCCUCGGAGUUCGAGUGCGGAUCUCAAGGGCCUUUCUAGGAUUGCCUUGGAGUUGAGCAUAGCCAAAACAAAUGAGACUGCAGGAGUGGCCUAUUACUUGCUGAACCAUGCAUCUGGCUAUGCAACAUGGGCAGAGCGCUCAGCCUGUUUCCAUGGUUAUAACAUGAGCAUCAACAAAAUUAAAGAGGAGGGUCUCCCAUCUUUUGACCAGGGGAAGUAUGAUAAGGCAUAUCAAAGUGUGGAUCUUCUUAAUCAAGAAGCUGCUCAUUGUAGCACCUUCAACAUACCAGAGUUGACUGAAAAAAAUACAUUGUUAUCCAGGUUUUCCACUGAUGUAAAGACCAUUUUACAUCUCCUUUUCUGAU